This is a messenger RNA of Meloidogyne enterolobii, 1318 nucleotides long. NCBI's taxonomy places the organism in Eukaryota, Metazoa, Nematoda, Chromadorea, Rhabditida, Meloidogynidae. The record is from the annotation of a GenBank genome assembly.
GUCCCCCAACCUUCCGACAUCCAAAUUCAACCACCACUAGAACAACAACCAACAUCUGUUCAUUCAAUUGAAGAAGAAAAAUCGGCAAAAAAGGAACGUCGACAAUGCAGAAAAAUGUGAAGAAAUAUUGAAGCAAUUGAUGCCGUCGACAAGUAAACAAAGGAAAAGUUUGGAAGAGGAAGAUGAUUUGUUGCCUCCUAAAAAGAUUAAUGAAGAGGAUGAAUUGGCAAGGCUUAAAUUGCAAAUCCUUCUCGCCAACUUUACCCAAGAACAACUUGAACGCUAUGAAACGAUGAGACGUGCCAGUUUUCCAAAAUCGGCGAUUCGACGGUUGAUUAGCCAAUUUGCUGGUGUUUCUGUUGGUCAAAACGUAGUUAUUGCGAUUGCUGGUAUGGCUAAGGUGUUCACUGGAGAGUUGAUUGAAGAAGGUUAUUUAUAAAUUUGUUUGGUGUUAUUAAGGUUUAGUGGGAUUUUUCGUUUUCUUUGAGUUCCGACGGUCUCAAUUGAACCUUUCAAGUGGGUCAUUGGAAGGGUUCGUACUUUUCAGUGGGUCUUUGGGUUCUGCCAGUCUCAAUGAACUGUUCCGGCUUGACAUUUAUUCUUCCUUAUGCCUGCCUCUGACCUUCCACCGAAGAAAAAAUAAACGGGAUAUGGUUUUUCUGGGUUCCGUGGAGUAGUGUUUUUCUCGUUUAUUGGGUUCUGCCAAUCUCAUGGAACUUUUUUUAGAGAAAAUAGGAUUGGGAAUUAGUGGGCCACAUAGAUUUUUCUUAUGUCUGCCUCCAUUCCUCCAAUGAAAAAAAGGGACAUGGGUUCUCGGAUAACUUCCUAGUAUUCUGGGGAAUAAUCUGGUAGAGGAACAUUCUCUGGGGGAAAAAUAUUCUUGUCUUGGUCAUAGGAAUUUUUUUCUAAUUAAAAAAUUCUCCUUUUCAGCACUGGACAUCCAAAAAGCUGAGCGUGAAACCAACAAAGAAGCUUCAUCAUCCUCUGAGCCUUUAACACCACGACAUUUGCAAUUGGCCCUAGACAAGCUUGACAAGCAAGGAAAGUUGUUUCCGGCUAGACCAAGAAGAUGUACAUUUUUAGAUAGAAGAUUCUUUUGAGAUAAUUUUGAUGUUUUUUGAAAAGAAUUGUUUUAUAAAUUUUUAUUUUUUAAAUAAAAUUUUUAAAGAAGCGUUGUAAUAAGUUGAGUAAAUUCAAGCAAGAAAUUUUGUCUAAGUAGGAAUUUUUGGGAGGAUUUUUUCCUAGUUUGGGUGGGGACUCUUCAAGUCUGAGUGGGAACUUUUGGGAAUGUUCCAAGUCUAAGUGGGAAUUUUUUGGG